Molecule: messenger RNA, 2484 nt
Organism: Suncus etruscus (white-toothed pygmy shrew)
Lineage: Eukaryota; Metazoa; Chordata; Mammalia; Eulipotyphla; Soricidae
Gene: ADAM28
Product: ADAM metallopeptidase domain 28
Exons: 23
Coding region: 1-2484 (827 amino acids)
Biological process (GO): proteolysis
Cellular component (GO): plasma membrane
Molecular function (GO): metalloendopeptidase activity
Source: RefSeq, a predicted model, not a curated record
AUGCUCUUCGGCUCACAAAUAGUUUUGGUUGGAUACUGCCAAGGAUUUUCCCGUUCUGCAAACAAAGCAUUAAAUUCUAUAAAGAAGUAUGAAGUGGUUUAUCCCAGAAAACUUCAUUCACUGCAUAAAAGAGAAGUCAAUGAGUCGGGUGAAAAGGAGAAAUAUGAAACUGAAUUGAAUUAUCAAAUGAUAGUUAAUGGGAAAAUUGAAGUCCUUCACUUGAAAAAAAGCAAGAAUCUUCUUGCAGGAGGAUAUACAGAAACACAUUAUGAUUCUACUGGAAAAGAGAUUAUCACAAGCCCACAGAUUAUGGAUGACUGCUAUUACCAAGGGUACCUAAUUAACGAAAAGGUUUCUGAUGCUAGCAUAAGCACAUGUAGGGGGCUAAGGGGCUACUUCAGUCAGGGAGACCAAAACUACUUCAUUGAACCUUUAGGCCCUACAAACCUGGAUGAGCAGGAGCAUGCACUCUUCAAACAUGACCCAGAGGAAAAGACGGACAGCUCUUGUGGAAUGGAUGACGUUUUAUGGGCAAAUGGACCUCAACAGAGUAUGCUACCUGCUGCCGCUAGUCUGGUUAAAUUGAAUGAUCGGAAGGCUCAGAAAAAUACAAAAUACAUAGAAUAUUACUUGGUACUGGAUAAUGGUGAGUUUAAAAAGUAUAAUGAAGAUCCAGAGGAAAUAAGAAACCGGGUAUUUGAGAUGACCAAUUAUGUCAAUAUGCUUUAUAAAAAGCUAAAUACUCAUGUGGCCUUAGUUGGAAUGGAAAUCUGGAAUGACGAGGAUAAGAUAAAAAUAACCCCCAAUGCAAGCUUUACCUUAGAAAAUUUUUCUAAGUGGAGAGGCAGCAUUCUCCCAAGAAGAAAGCGCCAUGAUGUUGCUCAGUUAAUUACGUCAACAGAACUUUCUGGCACUACUGUGGGCCUUGCUUUCAUGUCCACAAUGUGUUCUCCUUACCAUUCUGUUGGCAUUGUUCAGGACCACAGCGACAAUGUGCUUAGAGUUGCAGGAACAAUGGCCCAUGAAAUGGGCCAUAACUUCGGAAUGUUUCAUGACUCCUAUGUUUGCAAGUGCCCUUCUACAAUAUGUGUGAUGGACAAAGCAUUAAGCUAUUAUAUCCCUACAGACUUUAGUUCCUGCAGUCGUGUCAGCUAUGAUAAGUUCUUUGAAGGUAAAUCUUCAACCUGCCUCUUUAAUGCUCCAUUGCCUACAGAUAUCAUAUCCACCCCGAUCUGUGGUAACCAGUUGUUGGAAAUGGGAGAAGACUGUGACUGUGGGACUCCGGAGGAAUGUAGCAAUAUUUGCUGUGAUGCUAAAACAUGUAAAAUCAAAGCACAUUACCAAUGUGCUUUAGGAGAAUGCUGUGAAAAAUGUCAAUUUAAGAAGCCUGGCUCUGUGUGCAGACCAGCCAAAGAUGAGUGUGACCUGCCGGAAAUGUGCAAUGGUAAAUCUGGCAUUUGUCCUGAUGAUAGAUUCAGAGUCAAUGGCUUCCCCUGUCAAAAUGGGAAGGGCUACUGCCUGAUGGGGAUGUGCCCAACCCUUCAGGACCAGUGCACAGAAUUGUGGGGACCAGGAACUCAAGCUGCUGAUAAGUCAUGUUAUAGCAAGAAUGAAGGUGGAUCGAGAUAUGGGUACUGUCGAAAACUGGGUGAUACAUAUAUUCCUUGUAAAGCAAAUGAUGCCACAUGUGGGAAGUUGUUCUGUCAGGGUGGGUCAGAUAAUGUGCCUUGGAAAGGAAGAAUAGUAAUGUUCCUGACAUGUAAAACAUUUGAUCCCGAAGAAGAUAAUCAAGAAAUAAGCAUGGUAGUCAAUGGAACUAAGUGUGGCCAUAAGAAGGUUUGCAUUAAUGCAGAAUGUGUUGAUAUUGAAAGAGCCUACAAGUCAACCAACUGUUCCUCAAAGUGUAAGGGGCAUGCUGUGUGUGACCAUGAACUCCAGUGUCAGUGUCAAGAGGGUUGGGCACCUCCUGACUGCGAUGACUCUUCAAUGGUCUUCAACUUCUCCAUUGUGGUUGGGGUGCUCUUCCCUGUGGCCGUCAUAUUUGUGGUGGUUGCUAUAGUAAUCAGGCACCAAAACAGCAGAGGCAAGCAGAAAAAAAUUCAGAGGCCAUCAUCUACUGACAGCAAGUCACACAAGCAGAAGAAAAAACCACGAACAGUCCAGGUUGUUCAGCCUCAAGAGAUGAAUCAGAUGAAGCUUAAUGAACCUAAUCUCCCAAUAGAAAGCAAUGAGCUUCCAGUUUCUUUUCACAGAGAAAAAAUAUUAUUUCCACCUGUUGUUAUUAAAAAUAAGCCAAUGUCUACACCAAAGUCCCUGGCAGGCAGUCGCUACAUGUUGAUGUGCCUGUGUGAACUCUUGGCCCUACCUGGCAGCUGGGCCCCAAAGACCCCUGCGAGCUUUGCAGCACUCGUUCCUGGAAACUUUGGACCUCUGCAGCAUGCAGCCCUGCAGCCCUUGCAGCCCUGGGCCUCUGCAUCGGGCUAA